AACGGACGCCCGGUGAGAGAGAACAGCAUCGCUCUGCGUUACAUCAUCGACCCAACGACCAAUCAGGAGAGAGAAGACUUCCCUGGACACGAGUACAUGAACCAGGUUUUGAACCCGAACUACGAGGACCUGAGUCGGGGUUGUGUGGAACUGAAGCCCUUCUCUCCUGUUUCCGGGGGACCAGAAUACCUGAACACCGCCCAGAACUCUCUGCCUCUGACGACCAAUGACAGCCUCGAUAAUCCAGACUAUCAGGCUGACUUCCUGCCGCCAAACGCCCACUUCCUGCCGGCCACGGAGAACCUGGAAUACCUGGGGGCGUCACUAAACAAAGCUAACGUACGCUAACGGUUAGCAACGCUUCAAACUGUGGAGAUUUGAGGCAGCUUGAGAGUAUUUAAUUUAACCGUUUCUCAUUGAGUUUCCCAGGAACUAAAUCCCAGAAUUGGACGUUAUUGGACAUUACGUUACGUUAUUGGACGUUACUGGACAUUAUGUUACGUUAUUGGACGUUACUGGACAUUAUGUUACGUUAUUGGACGUUACUGGACAUUACGUUACGUUAUUGGACGUUAUUGGACACUACGUUACGUUAUUGGACGUUACUGGACAUUACGUUACGUUAUUGGACAUUACUGGACAUUAUGUUACGUUAUUGGACGUUACUGGACAUUACGUUACGUUAUUGGACGUUACUGGACAUUACGUUACAUUAUUGGACGUUACUGGACAUUAUGUUACAUUAUUGGACGUUACUGGACAUUAUGUUACAUUAUUGGACGUUACUGGACAUUAUGUUACAUUAUUGGACGUUACUGGACAUUAUGUUACAUUAUUGGACGUUACUGGACAUUACGUUACGUUAUUGGACGUUACUGGACAUUACGUUACGUUAUUGGACGUUACUGUUGUGCACCGUCAAAAGUGUUAGUCAGUCAUGUUUCAUGUUUAUGUUGUAUUGUUUUUCACUUCCUGUUUUGUUUUUGUCACGUCUCAUUUCAGGUCCCUUGACUCCCUUUCCUCAUGUGUUCUCCCUUUCCUCAUGUGUUCUCCCGCCCUCAUGUGUUCUCCCGCCCUCAUCAGUGUCAGCCCCGCCCCUGAUUGUGUUCACCUGUGUCUUGUUGUUGAGUGUUUAAAUUCCCCAGUCUCCAGUGUCAGCUCGUCUUGUCUUGUCCUCAUGCCAGUACUCUGCUCGUCGUCGAUUGGUUCUUUUGUCAAACCUACGUUAUGCUUCUGGAACUUAUUGAAAGUUUAAUUCCUCACGUUGUGAGCGAUAUUUUGUUGUAUCUUUUUGGACCCUUUUUUGUCACCUCGUAAGAGUGUUUUUCUUUUGUAUAUAUUUUGUGGAAGAAAUAAAGUAUAUUAAUUAUACUUUACAGUACCUCUGGCUCGCGGGUCGUGCAUUUGAGUCCUUACCUUUGAGUAUCCAAGUUCGUAACAGAACGAACUGACCACAAUGGACUCAGCCGACCCAAAAGCUCUUCACGCCGCCCUGUCAGCCCAAGGCGCGAGGAUUUUUCAUCACGAGGAACAGCUGGGAUUAAUCAGCCAAGGAGUGCAGGCACUGGUAGGAAACCAGGCCGAACUCCAAGUUUCCGUCUCUGCACAGAUACGACAGCUGACGGAUCAGAUGCAACAGUUCAUCACUCACCUUCAGACUGCUCCGCCGAUGACGUCAGUCACAGCUGACCGCCUGCAUGUCGCGGAUCCUGUUGACGCUGUCAAUCCAAGCCAGGCUGUGUCUUCCUCACUACGGCUGGCUCUCCCGGAGAGGUUUUCCGGUGAUUCCAUCAAUUGCAGAGCUUUCCUGGUGCAGUGCGACCUGCAUUUCCAACACAACCCAGGGGCUUUUUCAUCAGACCAUGGUAAAGUGUCGUUCAUUGUGUCCCAUUUAACGGGAAGAGCUGCAGCCUGGGCUACUGCAGAAUGGUCCAGAGACACGGAACUAUGUUACUCAUUACCCGACUUCACAGACACUAUGAGUCGUAUUUUUGACCAUUCAUCACCUGCAACAGAAGCCAGCCGAAAACUACUCCAGAUGCGGCAGCAUAAGCGCCAGGUGGUGGAUUAUGCUAUCGAGUUUCGCACGGCAGCAGCGGACAGCGGGUGGAAUAUUCCGGCUCUUCGCGACGCUUUUCUGACUGGAUUAUCAGAUCCAAUCAAUGACCAGCUGGCUCCCCUGGAGGUACCCCGGGACCUGGAGUCUCUCAUCGCCGUUUCCAUCCGGAUCGACAACCGUCUUCGGGAAAGAGAGAGAGAACGUCGACGCAGCCGUGACGGACAUCCCAGUUUCCAGGUCUUUUCUCCACGAGCCUUUCCACCAGAGGAGGUUUUCCAGCCAGCGGAUUCGGUCCGUUGGAGGACAGCACCUCCGCCUGAUGCAGAUAAACCCAUGCAGUUGGGAAGGACCAGGCUUUCCAUGGAGGAGAGACAGCGCCGACUACGAGAAGGGUGUUGUUUCUACUGUGGCCAGCCGGGUCACCAACUCGCGUCAUGUCCGGGAAAAGAGCAAGCUUACCAGCCAAGAGGAGGGCGCUGGUGAGCAAGUUUCCCACAGACUUUCCUCCUCGACCAGUUACCAAGGUAAACAUUUGUAUUAAUGAUCAGGUCAUUGCCCAAGGAGUGCUAAUAGACUCAGGAGCGGACGAAAGUCUUAUGGAUUGGGGCAUAGUCAAACAGCUUGGUAUAAAGACUGUUCCUCUAUCUUCCCCCAUUAACGCCAGUGCUUUAGACGGACGUUUGUUGUUUACAGUCACCCACUGCACAGAACCUAUCCAGAUCACUGUAAAUAAUGACCACACUGAAGUUAUGCAGUUUCACAUUUUUGAAUCUGCUCAGCAUCCGAUUAUUUUGGGUUUUCCGUGGUUAAAAAUCCACAACCCACACAUUGACUGGCACUCAGGACAAAUUAAGGAGUGGGGAGAGGAUUGCAUUAACAGGUGUAAACAUUCACGCUCUGUUAAGGCACCAACAGACCCUAGUAGGAUCGUCAUAGAUCACCCAGACUAUCCUGACCUACAGAAAGUACCGUUAUGUUAUCACGAUCUAAAGGAAGCCUUUAACAAAUCAAAAGCCAUGUCGCUACCUCCUCACAGACCUUUUGAUUGCCCCAUUAAUCUCUUACCGGGGGCUCCCAUUCCCAAGGGAAGACUGUAUUCGAUCUCAAGGCCAGAGAGAGCGGCAAUGGACGACUACAUUUCCUCUUCUCUUAAAUCAGGGAUUAUCCGUCCUUCAUCUUCCCCAGCUGGAGCGGGGUUUUUCUUCGUAGGAAAGAAGGACGGUUCUCUGAGACCUUGCAUAGACUACAGCCCUCUUAAUGACAUUACGGUGAAAAACCGCUAUCCUCUGCCACUCAUGUCCUCUGCUUUCGAGCUACUUCAGACUGCCAAGAUUUUUACCAAGCUGGACUUAAGAAAUGCAUAUCACUUGGUUAGAACAAGGGAAGGGGAUGAGUGGAAAACAGGGUUUAACACUCAGAGCGGUCACUAUGAAUACCUUGUGAUGCCUUUUGGACUGUGUAAUGCACCGGCUGUGUUUCAGGGUUUUGUGAAUGAGGUUUUGCGGGAAUUUUUGAAUGUUUCUGUGUUUGUGUACCUUGAUGACAUUUUGAUUUUCUCACCAGACUCUAAGUCCCAUGUUCACCAUGUCCGUCAGGUUCUGCAGAAACUACUCGAAAAUCAAUUGUAUGUCAAGGCAGAGAAGUGUGAGUUCCACGUAGAAAAGGUGGCCUUUCUAGGGUCGUGCAUUUCAGUCCUUACCUUUGAGUAUCCAAGUUCGUAACAGUUACUGGACAUUAUUGGACGUUACUGGACAUUAUGUUACGUUAUUGGACGUUACUGGACAUUAUGUUACGUUAUUGGACGUUACUGGACAUUACGUUACGUUAUUGGACGUUACUGGACAUUACGUUACGUUAUUGGACGUUACUGGACAUUACGUUAAGUUACUGGACGUUAUUGGAUAUUAUGCUAAGUUAUUGGACGUUACUGGACAUUACGUUAAGGUAUUGGACGUUACUGGACGUUAUUGGACAUUAUCUUAAGUUAUUGGACAUUACGUUAAGGUAUUGGACAUUAUUGGACGUUAUUGGACAUUAUGUUACGUUAUUGGACGUUACUGGACAUUACGUUACGUUAUUGGACGUUACUGGACAUUACGUUAUGUUAUUGGACGUUACUGGACGUUAUUGGACACUAUGUUACGUUAUUGGACAUUAUGUUACGUUAUUGGACGUUAUUGGAUGUUAUUGGACAUUAUGUUAUGUUAUUGGACAUUAUGUUACGUUAUUGGAUGUUAUUGGACAUUAUGUUACGUUAUUGGACGUUAAGUUAUUGGACAUUACGUUAUGUUAUUGGACGUUACUGGACGUUAUUGGACGUUAUUGGACAUUAUGUUACGUUAUUGGACGUUAUUGGACGUUACGUGGCAUUACGUUACGUUAUUGGCGCCAUUAAAAGCUCUUCAGUGUCACCAGAAGAGAGAUUAGUUAGAGAUUUUACUCGGUCCAUAUUGGUCUCUUUGGGAGUGAAGAGGACAACAUAUAAGAGACGCAUUGAAGCCCUACAUACUUCUUCCUUUCUGCCGUCCCUCGGACACGAUCUGACUCAAACCGAUGAAAAGGUGCAGAUAGGAUUUAAGACGACAGCAGCAGGAAUCAAUUCAGAAGUCUACCUUUAAUUAGCUUUUAGCAAUUAAGAGAAAACACUGAUCUGAGGUGGAAUCAAUGUUCCUGUAAUCACUCUUCAGGCGCAGCAGCACCCCCUGCUGGUGGAGAGGAGGAUCUAUUGCACGUCUGUCCGUCCUGGGAGAGGACUGUGGGUUUUCUCUGGAAGUUUUUCCUUGUACGAUGUGAGGGUCUAAGGACAGAGGGUCUAAGGACAGAGGGUCUAAGGACAGAGGGUCUAAGGACAGAGGGUGUCGUUUUUCUCAUACUGAUAUUCUGAACAAUCUGUGUUGUAUUUGCUGUAAAGUGUCUCUACUGUAGGCUAUUUUUAUUAUAUGUACAGCACUUUGGCUCCACCAAACAUCGCUUAUAAAUGUGCUAUAUAAAUACAACUUGAUUUGAUUUAGAUACUCUAGUUAUUAUGUAAAAGCGCUCUAAUAAAAAAUGUAAUGCAUCAUUAUGUCCUUUCUAUUGUGAAUUUGUGCUAAUUUUGUAUUAUAUUUGAUUCUUAUUGUAUCUUUUAAAUAUGUGUAACUCGUGUAAUGCUUGACCACACUGCUGUGACAAAACAAUUAUCCACAUUUAAAGAAUUUUAAGAAAUGUGCUAAAUAAAACUUGAUCUGCAUCAACAGAGUUUUUUAACACACUGA
Messenger RNA from Gymnodraco acuticeps, 5313 nucleotides. RefSeq names its product melanoma receptor tyrosine-protein kinase-like. The record is from RefSeq and is a predicted model, not a curated record. Gene Ontology annotation, molecular function: epidermal growth factor binding; ATP binding; epidermal growth factor receptor activity. Lineage: Eukaryota; Metazoa; Chordata; Actinopteri; Perciformes; Bathydraconidae. Gene Ontology annotation, cellular component: basal plasma membrane; signaling receptor complex. Gene Ontology annotation, biological process: positive regulation of epithelial cell proliferation; negative regulation of apoptotic process; cell differentiation.